AUGCCAGCUCACAAACUCUACUAUAUCCCCGGCGCCUGCUCCCAAGCAGUGCACAUAACACUCCGCGAAUCCGGAGCUGAAUACACCCUGUCCGCCGAAAAAGUAGGAACAGGCGACUUCUCCCCCGAGCUGCUCGCCCUGAACCCGAAAAAGAAGAUCCCGGUACUGAUCAUCGACAACAACACUGUGAUAACCGAAAUCCCCGCGAUAAUGACCUACCUUUCGCAACUCGCGCCAGAGAAGAACCUGCUCGGCUCAACGCCCAUGGAAACCGUCCGUGCGUACGAAUGGAUGAACUGGCUCUCGGGUACACUGCACGCGCAGGGCUGGGGGCUCUUUCUCCGUCCGCAGCGGUUUCUCGAAGAUGAAUCCCUGGAGACUGCAAGGAAGGCGUUGAAGGGGAAGGGGCGAGAUAUUAUCAAGGAGUGUUAUGCUACCAUUGAGUCGAGACUGAAGGAUGGUCAGAUCCACGCCGUGGGGAACGCGUUCACAGCUGUGGAUGUUUAUCUGUUUGUUUUCUAUCAGUGGGGAUCCAGAGCGGAGUUUGAUAUGGAGAUUUCGUAUCCGAAAUACGCCGCUCUGGUGAGGACGGUGAGGGAGAGGGAGGCCGUUAAGCAGGUUCUUGCUGCCGAAGGAUUUUAG
Messenger RNA from Penicillium lagena, 642 nucleotides. Its product is annotated as glutathione S-transferase family protein. Bases 1 to 642 code for a protein of 213 amino acids. NCBI's taxonomy places the organism in Eukaryota, Fungi, Ascomycota, Eurotiomycetes, Eurotiales, Aspergillaceae. The transcript has a single exon. The record is from RefSeq and is a predicted model, not a curated record.